Physeter macrocephalus (sperm whale) is the source of this 5234-nucleotide messenger RNA. RefSeq names its product arkadia (RNF111) N-terminal like PKA signaling regulator 2N (gene ARK2N). The record is from RefSeq and is a predicted model, not a curated record. The transcript has 5 exons. The coding region runs from base 359 to 1573 and encodes 404 amino acids. Gene Ontology annotation, biological process: ubiquitin-dependent protein catabolic process. NCBI's taxonomy places the organism in Eukaryota, Metazoa, Chordata, Mammalia, Artiodactyla, Physeteridae. Gene Ontology annotation, molecular function: ubiquitin protein ligase activity.
GCGCCGAGCGGAACGGCCUCUGGUGACAUUUUCUCCGGGCGGCUCGGACGAGUGAAGGGACUUGGCGGUGGAGGCUGCGGAGGCGGCGAGAUUCGCUUUGGCCCCGGUGGGGCUCUGACCGCGACCCCCUGCUCGCCGCCGGGGCUUGUGCCGAGGAAGAGAAGGCGGCGGUGGCCGUAACGUUCAGAGUCGCCGCGGCCCGGAGAGACCCGGCCCGGGGGGGUCGGUGUGUGCCCCGACGGGGCGCGCGGAGCGGGCGAGGAGGUGCGGGGCCGCCGCGGAGCGCAGGUUGCUUUCCCGUUGCAUCUUUGACGUAGUUUCCUAGACUCUGCUCCAUGAUUUAACUUGAAAGUCUGAAAUGAAGAUGGAGGAGGCAGUGGGAAAAGUUGAAGAACUCAUUGAGACUGAAGUCCCACCAAAAACAUCUGAACAAGAGACAGCUAAGGAGGAAGAUGGAUCUGUAGAACUGGAAUCUCAAGUUCCGAAAGAUGGUGUGGCAGAUUCUACAGUUCUUUCUUCAAUGCCCUGCUUGUUGAUGGAACUGAGAAGGGACUCUUCUGAGUCUCAGUUAGCAUCCACGGAGAGUGACAAGCCGACAGCUGGUCGAGUUUAUGAGAGUGACUCCUCUAACCACUGCAUGCUUUCCCCUUCCUCUAGUGGUCACCUGGCCGAUUCAGAUACACUGUCUUCUGCAGAGGAGAAUGAACCCUCCCAGGCAGAAACAGCAGUAGAAGGAGACCCUUCCGGAGUGUCUGGUGCCACAGUUGGGCGCAAGUCUCGCCGGUCCCGAUCUGAAAGUGAAACAUCCACCAUGGCUGCCAAGAAAAACCGGCAAUCCAGUGAUAAACAGAAUGGCCGAGUCACCAAGGUUAAAGGUCAUCGGAGCCAAAAGCACAAGGAGAGAAUCAGGCUACUGAGGCAGAAACGGGAGGCUGCUGCACGAAAGAAAUAUAACUUGUUGCAGGACAGUAGUACCAGUGAUAGUGACCUGACUUGUGACUCAAGCACGAGCUCAUCAGAUGAUGAUGAAGAAGUUUCAGGGAGCAGCAAGACAAUCACUGCAGAGAUACCAGAUGGACCUCCAGUUGUAGCUCAUUAUGAUAUGUCUGACACCAGCUCUGAGCCAGAAGUGGUAAAUGUGGACAAUUUAUUGGCGGCUGCAGUAGUUCAAGAGCACAGUAAUUCUGUAGGAGGCCAGGACACAGGAGCUACCUGGAGGACCAGCGGGCUUCUAGAGGAGCUGAAUGCGGAGGCAGGUCAUUUGGAUCCAGGAUUCCUAGCAAGUGACAAAACAUCUGCUGGCAAUGCACCACUCAAUGAAGAAAUUAAUAUUGCUUCUUCAGAUAGUGAAGUGGAGAUUGUGGGAGUUCAGGAACAUGCAAGGUGUGUUCAUCCUCGAGGAGGUGUGAUUCAGAGUGUUUCUUCAUGGAAGCAUGGCUCUGGCACGCAGUAUGUUAGUACCCGGCAAACACAGUCAUGGACUGCUGUGACUCCCCAGCAGACUUGGGCGUCACCUGCAGAAGUUGUUGACCUUACAUUGGAUGAGGAUAGCAGACGUAAAUACCUACUGUAAUGCAAUGUCACUGUGUUUCCUCUGCACUGUUCCCUUCCACUUACUCCUCCUCCUCUUUGUGACAUGGAAGUUCAUUGUCAUAGCUUCAGCUUCAGAAGCUGUUUGUGGCAUUUGUAUAAUUGAAACUCAUGGAAAAUUGCCCCCUUCCCUUUUUUUUUUUUUAAAUUAAAAGAAGUCACUUAGGAAAGUAACUUAUCACAGAGAAAAGAAUUUCUUCUUGCCCUCAGUAGGAAUCUGAGAAUGAUGAAUUUUAUUAGACAACUUCAUUUUACUUGGUGACUUUCAAUCUUAGGAAACUGCCUUCCUUUUCGAAUGAUAUUUUAAUUACCAGGUGAAAUGGAUUUCAGUUUUUGAAUCUUGUAUUUAUUUUUCUGUGUAAUAAAAUUAAUAUGUAGACUUGACCACUGUCAGCCCACCCAUUGGCACUCCUACCUUAGGGCAUUUGCACACAUAUUAGUCAGGUCCUUUUUGGCACCUAGUAGGGCAUGUGCAUUGAAAACCUGUCCUUAAAAAUAGAAGACAGAAGUGUUACUUUUCUUUUAGCUUAAGUCUUCUGCCUUCUUUCCUGACUUUGCUCCUGGCUGAAUUCCUACAACACAAAUAAUUGACAUGACCCUUUGUGUUUAUAAAUACUGCUGAGGUGACUUAGUUGAUCUCCUUGUUGCAAUAAUUCAUAACUCUGGAAAAUAUCUCCUUGUGGGUCAGAGGCAUUUCAGAUAGGUACCCCACCGUGAGGUUUGGGCAUCUGAGGAGAGUAUUGAGAGAUCCCUUUUCUCCCCCUGGUUUGUUCAAAUAAUGGGAGAAACAUAGAACCUGUUACUUAGGUAGAAUAUGAAAAGUUGUGUGGCUUCUAAGGCUAUGGGCACUUGAAAAAUCUGAGAGGGCAGUGCCUUCUUCUGUAGCUGGUCUCUCCAUAAAGGAUGUAAUGACAACUGUUUGAUACUUGAGCUGAAGUUGACCUGUUGCUAUAUUUGGGUAUUUUUCUCCUCUACCUUCUAAAAGUGGAAAAUUCAGAAUACAUCCUAAGAAACCAGAUGCAAAACACAUGAAUGGCCCUGUAGGUUUUACGGUAUCUGACAGGAAUAACAAAGGGUAGUAGGAGCAUCAGGGAAUUCAGGAAAUGCCUGUGUUGGAGUUUUGUGGCAUUAGUUACUACCUUUUUUACUAUAACAUUGUAGUUACUAGUGAAUUAUUUUACAAGCAAUACCUAGAAUUAGAACACUAUGUACUGUGCACAGGGAGGAGUGAAGUAAUGCUGGCUUAGAAGACCUCACUUUUUGUUUUUCCACAGUUUUUGUCUGCUUUUUUGUUUGCUUUUGUUUCCAUUUUUACCAUAUAAUGGGGCUCUAGCCCUUUGCCUCCCUUCCCAAAUGCCUUGGUGGCUCUUCCUUAUCAUAAGAGCAUGAGAACUACCAUUUUCAGUUUCCACUCAGCGGACACACAUUUAUGCCAAGUACCUGUUCUGCCUAAGGCGCUGUGGUGGUGCUGUGGGGCUGCUGCGGAGAACAGGACACCCACCGCAUGUGCGUGCGUCCGGCUGCCUGGCUCCAGCUGCCUGGCCUUGUCUCCUGUGUGUGUAAAGACUCGCUUAUUCCUUUACCCUUCUUCCUGCUGCUUUAGUUCGUCCAUACACCUCUUCCAUGGGAGUGUAUUUAAGCAUGUGUUCUUUCACCUUCUCUGAUAACAUCGCAUUUGAUCUGGCCUCUGUUCUUCGUCAACUUUUUAUUUUCCUAUCAUUCUACUUUUAAUAGAUCAGGCUUUUAAAGAGAUCAUGAUUCUCCAGUUUUAGCACCUCAUGUCUCAAGUCUCUCACGUGACCACAAUUCUAGACAAAAACCAAAGACCCAGAGGCCAGAGCGAAAUAGGACCUUCUGCAGAUUCACUACUGGUGUAUCCUUGGACCUUCACAUUUUACUUUAGGAUUAAUUUAUUGAAUUUACUGUUACACGUUGUUUUUGACUUGAAUUAAAAUACUAGACAGAGCAGAAAUGUACAAUUUCUGGUCUAUAUUUUCCAGGAAAACCAUUGGGGCAAGAAUAGAGUGGAUUCUAUGACUUGAAGUUUUUGCAGCUUAUUAUCCCCCCACCAUCAGGGCAGAGCCCCAUUUUAAAGAACAUUUUUGCAUUACCUGUUCUUACGUUAGCAGUAUGUUUUGUCCAAUUCCGUAUAGCAGGGGAUUUCCCAGGGCAUAUUUUCUUAAGUCCCUAACAGUCAUCCUCUAACGAGAAUUCUUUGGGUGUGCUGUGUGCACUGUGGGUUGGGAGUGGAGAGCGGAGUUGUAACCAAGCUCUUUUCUGGCCUUUUGCUUUUAGAUUGGGUUACACUUUGCCCUCACCUGUCCCUUUUCCAGCACCCUAUCUGGCUUGAUUCACCAGAACAAAAAUUAAUAUGCAAAAAGCGGGGAGGGGAAGGGAUGGUAGAGAUAGCUUUUCUCCCUACUAGGUUGGGACUUUUCCACCUACUAACUAACUAUAGAGAGACUAUGUUUCAACUCUUCUUUCAUUGCCAGAUCCAGGAGAGUAGGGAUGUGGUUUCUGGCAAGGUAGUAAUGAUAAAAUUCUGUGGUAAAUUUAAAAUUCUGACAUUUAAAAUUUCUUUUAAGGGGGUCUUUUUUAACCAAAGUUUUGCAUUUGGUAGCAUAGACACUUUAUGCUUCACCGUCUCUUCCAAGUAAUAUCUCCACUAAAAUGGUACACUUGGGUCACAGAUUGGUGUAUGGCACUAACUUGGUUAAGUGCCCCCCUUCCCCCAAUUUGAAACCACAGAGCGAUAACUUAGCUAUUGCAUCAGUACACCAAUAUUGAUACGUAGCUAUUGCUCGCCAGUAGUAGUCUCUUCAUUUUGAUGGAAGGGGCCAGACUGAAUGGACUCCAUUAUUCGUAACAUUUAAGCAUCCCAUAAACUCUGCUUUUAUUAUUAUCAAUUGUGAAUAUGAACCAUCUGAUUUCCUAAUUUAGUCAAUUGUUCAUUGUUACUUUUAGCAGAUUAGCACCAUAGGCAAUUUAAAAAUGAAUUUGUUGCCUGCUUUUUAUACUGUGUCACAAGGUUUUCGAAAAAGCUGGGGACACAGUAUUGUCUUUCAGUUUAAAGGUUUUUUUUAAAGGCAAAGAGCUCCCCUCCAUCCCUGUUUUUCAGUAUGUGUAUGAUGUGACUUCCAUGUAUAUAUAAAAAUGAUUGCGCCCUAACCAAACUUCCUCAGAUUGUGCACUGUUUGUUUAAAAUAAUCACGUAUUUUAGUCCAAUGCUGUUGUACUUUUUCAUUUUAUUUAAAACACUACGUACUUCUUAUUCUUUUAACAAGUUUUAAAGGGUAGUGAUCUUAAAAAAAAAAUCACUGGAUAACUAGGAAAUAUUUUUGUUGUUUAAAGAGUACAAAGGUCAUUGAAGCCUUUUGCUCCUCUUACCGUGAAAAUGAAAUGUUAGCCAUUGUAUGGCUAGGAACCAAUGCACUUGGUGGUUAACAGAUCUGCUGUUGCUGGAGUGUGAGCGUGGACUUGAUGCAGUGACGACAAAUCAUUGCUUAGAAUUAAUGUUUUAAAAUGUGUGACUCUAGUUUUUAAGACAAAAUUUGGUUCUUCUUUACAUUCAUUAUUUAGUUUUUGUUUCCAAUUAGUAUUUAAUGGUCUUUGGAGAAAAAAAAUAAUAAAACAGAGUGUUAUAU